Molecule: messenger RNA, 749 nt
Organism: Hyalella azteca
Lineage: Eukaryota; Metazoa; Arthropoda; Malacostraca; Amphipoda; Hyalellidae
Exons: 4
Source: RefSeq, a predicted model, not a curated record
UUGAUCCACGCCGUCCUAGAACUCGCCGGUGUGCCUGGCCGCCCUCCACGCCGGCGUCCUGCAGGCUGGGGAAGCCACAGGAGUCUACUUCAAGUCCCUGGAGGUCACCGAGAGUUUCGUGGGCACAGUCCGCAAUCGCGUUGUCUCGCAAUCCAGGAAAGUGGAGCCUGGUCGACCUCAGCGCGCCUUCACUUUCUUGUCCUCCCUCACAUCCUCAGAAGCAAAGCUGGCAGGCCCGGCGGUUUUCACGGUACAAAAAUUCGACGCGGCCUGCAUUACACUUCACAACUGCUCAACUGUAAAUUAUAAGGCUGCAUGCAUGCCGGCCUCAAGUGGACGUUUGCCACAUCCACAUUUCACUCGCUGGGACUACACGCCUGUCACGGCCAGCCCCCCAUCUGUUGUGAUCACGUCUGAGCCCAACUACCUGGAAGCGACCUUCGAUGACGACCCUGACCCUCCGGUGCUGCGGUGCCUCAGCGACGAGCCCGAGCGUGACGUGACUGCCGUCUUCGGCAAGUUUGGAGACUCCUACACACCCACUCCCCUGACGGUGACCAGGAGCGUGGGCGAGGAUUUCAUCUGGGAGAAUAUCCCUGAAGGUGCGAUUGUAAAAAGAGUUCCCGCAGCCGCGGGCGAAGUGACGAAAGUUUUGAGGAACCUGACGGUGCAAGACGCUGGCCUCUACAGUUUUGAAGUCAAAAACGCCAAUGAUGCAGUCAAGUAUUUCGGCAGACUCGUCGUAAGAA